This is a messenger RNA of Microplitis demolitor, 1250 nucleotides long. Its product is annotated as apolipoprotein D. Gene Ontology annotation, molecular function: pigment binding. The coding region runs from base 221 to 1060 and encodes 279 amino acids. Lineage: Eukaryota; Metazoa; Arthropoda; Insecta; Hymenoptera; Braconidae. The transcript is spliced from 5 exons. The record is from RefSeq and is a predicted model, not a curated record.
GCAUAUUUAUAUUGUGCAUCAGGGGUACUGAAAAAUCUUAAGACGCACCUGAUAAAAUUACGCUGAUUCGUCAUUCGUGAGUCAAGAAUUAAUAUUUGGGGGGCUUAAUUGAAGAAAUGGAAGGGGCGUAUCAUUAUAUAUAAAUAAAAUAGUAAUAUCCAUUCAGUAUCUAUUUGAAUUUGAAGCAUAAACUCUUGAGUCCGUCAGUUUACUCAUUAAAAUGAAAGCGAUAAUUACUAUAAUUCUUGCGGCAAGUUUUUUAGCAAUAACUAAUGCUCAUACCUAUCAUAUGGGAGAAUGUCCUGUUGUAGAACCAAUGCAUGGAUUCCAAAUGAGUAAAUUUUUGGGAUACUGGAAUGUCAUUCAAAAAACUUCAACAGCUAGUAAAUGCGUAGGAUAUAAUUACACACGUGGUGAUGAACCUGGACAGUACACAAUUAUUCAAGAAUCGAAUCAUCCUGUGUUAGGUCUUACGCCCCUGAAACACGAGUAUCGUUAUACUGGUGAAUUAACUGUGCCAGAACCAAGUACACCAGCACUGAUGCAAGUUCGGUUUCCAUUAAGUGUUGCAGGAAGUGCAUCUCAUGUUGUUUUUGCAACAGAUUAUGAUAAUUAUGCAGGUAUUUUUACUUGUCAAAAACUUGGAUUCGCUCAUCGCCGGAGUGCAACUAUUUUAUCACGGACAAAAGAACUUGACAAAUCGAAAGUUGAUGCUCUGCGUAACAAAUUAAGUAGCUUCAAUGUUGAUCCUUUUGAUCUAAGCAUUGUUCCUCAAACUAGAUGUGAUGUGGGCCAAGAUCCAGUUAAAAUUGAUAUUAAUCCCGAUACUUUUAGUUCAGAAAAUGUCGGUAACAUUUUCCGUAAAGCUGGAGGUAAAAUCAAAGAUGGUUUUGAAUGGGUAGUAAAUGCAGGAAACAAAGUUUACCAUAAAAUAGCGGGUUCAGAGUCAGACAAUUCGGAUAAAGAUGAUUUAAAAAAUCAACAUCCUGCAAAUGUAAGGCCCAUUAGCCAUCCGAAAAUGGAACCAUCCGAAACCAAUGAAGUAGAAUGGAUUCCUUAAAAAUAAAUCAUUGAUCUUUUUAUUUACGACUGAUAAUGCAUUUUUUUAUGAAAUUUGAAAAAUAUUUUUAGCAUUUAUUUAUCAAAAUAAUAAAUAAUUAAUAUUUUUAUAUUUACUCCUUGAAAUUUUGUGAUAUAUAUUCAAUGUGUAAUUUAGAAUAGUUUAAUAAAAAAAUAGAAUUUGUCAUAUA